Cotesia glomerata is the source of this 2863-nucleotide messenger RNA. RefSeq names its product suppressor of cytokine signaling 5 (gene Socs36E). Gene Ontology annotation, molecular function: 1-phosphatidylinositol-3-kinase regulator activity. Gene Ontology annotation, cellular component: phosphatidylinositol 3-kinase complex. The record is from RefSeq and is a predicted model, not a curated record. NCBI's taxonomy places the organism in Eukaryota, Metazoa, Arthropoda, Insecta, Hymenoptera, Braconidae. Gene Ontology annotation, biological process: phosphatidylinositol phosphate biosynthetic process; intracellular signal transduction. The coding region runs from base 164 to 1783 and encodes 539 amino acids. The transcript is spliced from 5 exons.
CGGAUAUUCAACAAGUUUGUUUAUUUAUUAAUUAAUUAAUUAAAUUAAUGAAAUAAUAGAGGAUAAAAACUUGUUUAGUUAUAUAAUCAACAGUUGAUUAAUAAUUAAAAAAAAAAAUUAUUGAAGACUCGGAGCAGUAAAAUGCUCGUGGAAUCAAGUAAUUAUGGGACAGCGUUUUGCUAGCUUCCGAGAAUUUUUCAAGAUGGACAGUAAGCAAUCCCACCAGAGUCACCAUCAGCUGGACCGGGAGCAAGAAACCCACCAGAACUCGGAAGCUGGAACUGAUGACAAUCAGCAUGCGUCAGCGUACGUGAUGCCAAGUAACGACAACAUCGAAAUCACCGGAGACAAUGAAAACAACGGAAACCAGUUUGAUAAUCCGGUUGCGGAUGAAAACAAAGAGCAGAAUCGAAAUUUUAACAACGAGGAAUUUAAUUUAGAGAAUCACAACUCCCGUUUUGAGUCGAUUUAUAGCCAGCCGUUGGAUUCAACAACUACGAUACAAGACUCGGGGAAGGCUUGUAAUAAUAAUGGUAAUUUUGUCGCUCCUGAGACGGAAUUUAAGCAACAAGAACCUUGCUGCAGCAGCUCGGGAAGCAGCAGCAGUGAAGACAGCUCUGCGGAUCCAUCUCUCAGGCGGACUUCCAAGACUUUGUCCUUUGUGAAGCGUAAAAGCAAGCAGCGCAAGGACCAAAACCAGGUGUGCAAUCACACAACGCUGUCUGCGAAGAAGAAACGGACCAAUUGGGUGUUGAAGUUCAACUGUGCCAAAAGCAAAGGCUCCAAGAACACAGACAUGCCCGAUCAACCUAACAACAGCGCGGAGUGCGUUUGCACUGGGUACAGAAGCACUGAAGAACAUCCGAUGGGAGCUGGAGUCGUUUUUAACAAUCAUUCGAUACCACAGAGUCCCGUUUUAGGACCACUGCCCCCUAGUCCGGUGAUUGAUUUGUCACGGUUCAAUCCCGCAGAGUAUCCAAUGGAGGAUUGUGAUGAACGAGCAAGGCAACAGCGAGCCCGAGAAAUGGAGGAAGGUGUCGAGCCUCCACCAGGUUACAGGCCUAAUUAUUCUUCCACAAUUCCAGUUCACCCGAACGGAAUAACUGUCGAAGACCUAACAGCCCUCUUCCAAGCUCACGUCGGAAUCCAAGCGGCUGCCGUAACCGCUUUGUCCCAAAUGGACAUUACCCUUGUUUCAAACAUCGAAAGACCGGCUCACACACAGGUCGAUUAUGUACAUUGCCUAGUACCUGACUUACAGUCUAUAACCGCAUGUACUUUUUACUGGGGUAAAAUGGACCGGUACGAAGCCGAGCGUCUUCUUGAUGGUAAACAGGAAGGAACAUUUUUAUUGAGAGACUCUGCGCAAGAAGAAUUUCUUUUCUCAGUUAGUUUUCGUAAAUAUGGGAAAUCCUUGCACGCUAGAAUAGAACAAUGGAAUCAUAAGUUUAGUUUUGAUUCACAUGAUCCUGGUGUUUACGCUUCCGAUACGGUGUGUGGUUUAAUAGAACACUACAAGGACCCAUCGUGUUGUAUGUUCUUUGAGCCAAUGCUGACAAUUCCACUGCAUCGUAAUUUCGCUUUUCCACUGCAACAUCUCUGCCGCGCUGUUAUCACAACUCGAACGACAUACGACGGUAUAAACAAGCUACAGCUGCCAAAGACCCUAAAAAGUUAUCUCAAGGAAUACCAUUAUAAACAGCGAGUGCGCGUAAGAAGAUUGGAUAGCGAAAAUGACAUUAUGUUAUAUGGAAGAUCCAUAUCAUAUUUACCAAUGAUUUGAAUCAACCCGCUUUAAUUAACCAGUUGGAUGAUUAGUUGAUAAUUAUGUAUUCUAAUGUGUUACGUUGCAAUGAUUUAACUCAAGGGAAUCUUAUUGAUGUUAAAAAAAAAAAGGUACUAUUUAAUUAUCCGUUACUAGCUAAAGAGUACUAAAUUUAUUGAAAGAAAUAAGGAUUAUUAUUAUUAUCUUAUUUUAUUUUUAUUAUAAUUAUUAUUAUUAUUUUAAAACUCGAUUUAAAAAUCAAAAUAUUUUGCAUAAUGAAUUAUUGUUUUGUGUUUAAACAAAACUUAAUGAUGAAUAAAUUUCAAAAAUUGAUUUAUUAUAUACAUAAUAGAUUGUAACUAUAUUUUAAUAAUUGUUGAUAUAAGAAAAAAAAAUUUAUAAAGUGUCGAACAGUAUUUAUGAUUAAAAGAUGCUUUAUAAAUAGAUAUUAGCUGCAAUAUUUUACAUUAUAAUUUUUUUAUAAAUUAAAUUGUCCAUUUAUUUUAUUUAAGCUUUACUUAAACUUUAUUUUUACUCAAUUAAAAUAAUUGAUAAAUUAUUUUGCGAAGAAAUUAAGACAAAGUAAUAGAAAAAAAAAAAAAAAAAAAAAAUAAGGAAAUGGUAAAAUCUUCCCAGUUAUGUAAGUGAUCAGUAAUUACUCCUAUCGUGCCUAUGUCUAAUGAUUAAUAGUAAUAAUAAUAAUGAUAAUUAUAAACUAAACUAAAUAUUUAAUAAGAUAAACUGUCCGUGUUGGUGUUCAUCGUUGUUGGAUAUGUAAGGGUGAGUUUUUUUUUUAACAAACUUUUAUUUUUUUUUUAAUUAAAAGAAGUAAAUUUGUUGAUAAAAAAAAAUAUUUGUUAGUUCAAUUAUAAAAUGUAAUUAGAAAAAAUUACCGUCUUUAAAUAUAAAUAUAUAUAUAAUAAAUAAUUAUUAGAAUAAUUGUAAUUAAAAGAAGAGAUGACGGUAUACAGAAAAAUUAUAAAAUGAAAUUAUUAAAAAAAAAAUUUUUAUUUUUUAUUAACAAAAGUUAAUAGCCUAAUAUAACGAGUGAUAAUGGACUCGUAUUAUCAUUUUUUUUUUGUUUGAAGAGGACUAAGG